Messenger RNA from Acaromyces ingoldii, 2438 nucleotides. RefSeq lists its product as hypothetical. Gene Ontology annotation, biological process: DNA replication. NCBI's taxonomy places the organism in Eukaryota, Fungi, Basidiomycota, Exobasidiomycetes, Exobasidiales, Cryptobasidiaceae. Gene Ontology annotation, cellular component: nucleus; nuclear origin of replication recognition complex. The record is from RefSeq and is a predicted model, not a curated record. The transcript has a single exon. The coding region runs from base 1 to 2433 and encodes 810 amino acids. Gene Ontology annotation, molecular function: DNA replication origin binding.
AUGGAGGACGUCGCGAUGGACCUGGGCGAUGACGCUUCGCAGGAAUCGGAGCUGAGCUCGUCUUCUGAGGACGAGUCGCAGUCGAUCCCGCAAGGUGUGACCGGUCCCCAGGCGAGCGUAGACGACGAGACUGGCCGGGGCGAUGUCGAAGGACGGAGCAAAAGAGCCGCUGCAGGCAGGGCCAGCCUAGUGUGGCAGAACUUGGGCGGGCGCAAGAGUCUCACCGACGACAGUGGCGAUGUAGUGAAGGAGAAACCGAAGAAGAAGGUGGAGGACGGCGUCAAGCGGCCGAGGGGAAGACCAAGAAAGGAUGGAAGGCCACCAAUACAGCGAAAGCUUGGUGAGACUGAUACGGAGGUCUCCACGUCGCCGACGUCAGAGAUAGCGCCAAAGCCAAAAAGAAGGAUCAGGGAGAAGCCGCUGCCGGUUCGGCGCCAAGGGCAUUCCGCCGAACAUGAAGCUGGUCCUUCAACGCCCCGCUCGACCUCGAUCAGAUCCGCAACGCCAACGACAGGGCCCACAAGGAAGAGGACAAAGAUCUUAGAAGAACACGAGCAGGAAGCGAAGCAAGAGCUGAAGCCAAGCUCGAGCGGAAGAUUGCGAAAGGCGCCAGCGCUCGAUCCGGUGGUCCUCAUGAGACCAUCUCCGCCUGUUUCGACCGUCUCGUCUCCUUCCUCGUCAAAGAGGCCUUCGGCAGGCAACUGUGACAAUUCUAUCAAUGCAAAAGAUAGGACGGCAGCUUCUCCUGUGGUUCCGUCAUCAGUAGCUUCCACGACGACGUCAAGGCACGCAGACAUUGUGUCAAAGCCGAAACGUAAUGGAGUGGCCACAACUCCGAAAGGGUCGAAGGCUGUGGAAAAGACAACACCCAAGCGCAGGAUCGUACCUCAGUCCACGAGACCAAGCGCCAAACGCAUCGUGGACUCCGAGGCUGUCAAUGCCAUCGGCCCUUCGUCGCCAUCGGUGCGCGUCAAUGGCGGGACGGCCCUUACGAUGUCGUCGCUUAUCAAGCCAACGUCGUCGGAUGCUUAUUUUGUCGCCCAUGCAUCACGAAGUCGAGGAAAGAGAGCUAGUCAGAUGACUUCGGACCAUAUCCUCUCGGAGUCGUUCCAUCCCAUCCCGACCAGAACCAUAACAGCACUGAACAAACAGAUCAAAAGCCUGGUGAAUGCCAACGAAGACGAUGGCGAGAGCCUUGACAGUACGGCAGCGAUGCGUACACAUGCGCACUUUCGGCCCUUAUACGACCGGUGGACCACUUUGAUGCUUCACACCAACCGUCCGCUUCUCUUCCACGGCUUAGGUUCUAAGAAAGCCCACCUGGAGGACUAUGUCAGUCAUCUCUCCAGCAAGGGCACAGGUGCCUCUUUGAUCGUGCGAGGAGAAGGUGGUGCAAGGAUCGAUGAUGUGGUGCGUGAGAUCGAGCGAGGGCUUGGGCAACCGUCCACGAGCAUAGAGGAAGAGGAUCGUCAACGCCCACUGUUCGCCUCUGCUCUUGAAGCGAGAGCCUUGCGCAUUGCAUCGAGGCUCUCCCAACGCGAUGGCCGCCUUCCACCGCGCCUUUUCGUCCUCCUUCACAAUUUCUCGACGCCUGCCUUGCAGCAGCCGCGAGCAAUGCGAAUAUUCUCGAUGCUGCAGUCCAGCCCCAAGAUUCACUUCCUCGCCAGCGUCGCCCAUGUUCAAGCGGGUCAUCUCGGUGGUCUAGGCCCCUCGAGUCUCUCUUUCAACGACACUCUUGACCAGAGGAGCUUUGGGGUUUUCGACGAUGAUGGGCCAUCAACGAUGAAUUGGCUCUGGAUCGAUAUGACGACAUUCGUCCCCUCUCUUGAUGAGAUUCUCACCCAGCGCACCGCAUCCACGGCGAAUGGUCUCCAUGGUCAGUCCUCAGCCUCAUCUGCUUCCCGCAUUGCAGGCCUUCCCAAGGUUCUCGAUCUCCAAUCGAGCGGCCUCGAUCUCGGCCCAUCGUCCUCUGUGAUGCCGUCCGAGCUCGCAAAUGGGGCAGCGGCAAACGGCGUGGACAGCUCCCACGACUUGUCCGAUCGCGCCGCGCUGCACAUUCUCCGCUCCGUGACAUACAAGGCCCGCGCGCUGUUCCUGCUCCUAGCCGACCGCCUCCUGUCGUCUUCGUCGUCGUCGUCAACGAGCGGCACAGCGACCUCGGCGACGAUGUCAUACGCGCAGCUCGCCGAGUUGGCCCGCAGAAACUUCCUCGCGGGCACUCCAGACAUGAUGAGGGUCCUCCUGGUCGAGUUCACCUCGCACGGUCUCGUCCGAGUCGUCGAGGGCGGCCAUUCGCAGUCGCAGGGCGCAGAAGACGAAGGAAUCGUCCUGGGUCAAGGCCUCGCCAACGUCUCGGAUAGCUCGACUGUCUCUAUUGCACUGGAUCCAAGAGCCCUCAGGAGAGUUGUUGAUGAGAUUAAGCCGAAGCUGUAAAAAUG